CACACUAAAAUCGCUCAAAUUGUAAACUGAAGUUGGCUGGAUCGCUGGCUACUCUGCUCAAGAGCGGAUAUCACAUGAUUAUUGAUCGAAUAGGGAAGCUAUUUGGCAUCAGCAAUGGGAGAAAGGAAAGGUAAAGGUAAGAAAGACAAGGAGGAGUUGUUAUUGUCCUGGAGCUUCCCUCCCCAGGGCUGGUACAAGCUCAACGUAGAUGGGAGUCGGCGACAUAAACCUCAGUGCAUUGGAGGAGGUGGUGUGAUUCGAAACGAAAACGGAGAAUGGGUUGCAGGAUUUGUAGCCAAUUUCGGAACAGGGAAAGCUAUUGAGGCAGAGCUCAAGGCCCUGCACACAGGCUUGGAACUUGCUUUGAAAUCUCGGGUGGAAUGUCUUGAGGUAGAAACUGACUCGCAGCUGGCUGUAAAUCUUUUAUCGAAUGUAGGCACAUUGUACCAAGAACACCAUCUGAUUGAACUGAUUAAAAGCUGCAAUGCUCUUUUAAACCAAAACUCGAGAUGGACAAUAAGUGGUGUGUAUAGACAGCAGAACUGUGUGGCUGAUUGUCUAGCCGGAUUGGGCCAUACUUUGGAGGAAGGGGUUACGACUUAUUAUGAUUCACCCCCUACUGCCUGUGAACCGAUAUUACUUGAGGAUCAGUCUAUGGUUGCUCGAACCAGGUUGAUUUCUCUUCGUAAAUUGAUGAAUCAGAAUGCUGGUAAUAUAUUGAUUCCAAGGUCGUAUAGGUUUAAGAAUCAUUAUGUUCUUAGCAUGAAGAAUGCGAAAGUUGAGGAAGGGGAUGAUCUUGAACCUGUGACAUUCACAUGGAAAAUUGACAACUUCUCUAAGAUGGAUACCGCCUCCAAGCAUUACUCUGAUAAUUUUGUCAUUGGCAAUUCUAAAUGGCGGAUCCUUCUGUAUCUGAAGGGGAAUGCUGUUGAUUACUUGUCACCAUAUUUGGAUGUCCCGGAUGUUUCAAAAUUGCCUCAGGGGUGGUCUAGAUGUGCACAUUUCAGCUUGACAGUGGUUAAUCAACUUCAACCCAGCAAAUCAAUAACAAAGGAAGCUGUACAUGUAUUCAGUGCUUGUGACAGUGACUGUGGCUUCAAAUUUUUAGUUCCUCUCAGUUGGCUUUCUGACCAUGGUAAUGAGUAUCUUGUAAAUGAUGUAUGUAUUCUUGAAGCCAAGGUCGAACUUCAUAAGGUGAAGGCUAAGAAUUUAAAAGAUAAAAGAACUGUUGGUUCUGCACCUGUGGAGCAGGGCCCUGAUAUCGAUUCUGUAAAGGACCCAGACAGAUUAACUACAUGCAAGGAACUGAAUUGCGAACAGAUGGCUGCCGGUCAUGAUGCACCAAGUUUUGAAAAAAAUAGCACCGAGCCUACUAGCCCUUCAUCAUCAGUUGAGGAUGCACAUUAGGAACUGGGACCUUUAGAUGUGGAUCUGUAUCCUCCUGGCUCAUUGGCAGGAAGCAGCAUACGGAGUUGUUAAAAGGUGCCUGCUUACUGGGAUGCACCAAGUUUCUGAUGAUGAUAUACAUACGGAGCACCCUCAAGUGUAGAUUCUGUAAACGCAUGUAUUUGUCAUACGAAAGUUUGUUUUCUUCAUAAAUCAGUCAGAGAGAUUACAUUGGCGAUUUAAAACUUCA
Molecule: messenger RNA, 1636 nt
Organism: Fragaria vesca subsp. vesca
Lineage: Eukaryota; Viridiplantae; Streptophyta; Magnoliopsida; Rosales; Rosaceae
Exons: 4
Coding region: 115-1407 (430 amino acids)
Molecular function (GO): nucleic acid binding; RNA-DNA hybrid ribonuclease activity; protein binding
Source: RefSeq, a predicted model, not a curated record